Molecule: messenger RNA, 1092 nt
Organism: Dipodomys spectabilis (banner-tailed kangaroo rat)
Lineage: Eukaryota; Metazoa; Chordata; Mammalia; Rodentia; Heteromyidae
Product: PRAME family member 8-like
Exons: 1
Coding region: 1-1092 (363 amino acids)
Cellular component (GO): cytoplasm
Source: RefSeq, a predicted model, not a curated record
AUGGCCCGUAUCUCUUAUCCAGACAUCCUGACUGACAAGCCAACAGAAAGCCACUGCUCAAGGAUGACUGAAGAGCAGCCCUUGAUGAUCACCAUGGAUCUGACCAUCAAAGAUGGCACCCAGGAUGCUCCCCAAGCCCACCUGCUCCACUGGGCCAGGGAGAGGAGAGAAGGAGUUCAGCUGUGCUCCAGCAAGCUGCAGAUUUGGUCUGACUCCAUCUCUGAAAUCCAGAAGGCUCUGCAUGUGAGUGAAUUCUGGAAUCCAGAGACCAUGAAGAUCUUUGCCCCUUACCUCAGCCAGAUGAAGAACCUUCACCUCCUGAAGCUCUCCAAGAUGUAUGCCGACUUCUACACUGCCAGCCAAAAGAACUCUUGGUAUUCCUGGAAAAUCGGGGCCCAUCUGGGCCAGCUGCAGCAUCUCCGGGAGCUUCAUAUGCAUGAAGUCCUCUUCCUUUAUGGAAGGCUGCCCGCCGUAUUCAAGAGCCUGAGGUCUUUGAAGGCCUUGUCUCUGAGUGCCUGUGCACUGCAGGAGGCCGACCUGAGGUGUCUGUCCCAGGCUCCCUGCACCAGGCAGCUCCAGCACCUGCGUCUGACCAGUUUGUUCAUGGAUAACUCUAGUCCUGAGUCCCUGCGAGACCUGCUGGAGCACACAGCCAGCACCCUGGAGACCCUGGCCCUGGAGGACUGUGCCUUCACGGAUGCCCAUCUCUCGGCCAUCCUGCCGGGCCUGAGCCAGUGCUCCCAGCUCCGCUUCUUCAGUGUUGAUGGGAACCACAUCUCCAUGGCUGCCCUGUACAACCUCCUGAGCCACACGGCCAGGUUGGGCCACUUAAGCCGAGGCCUCUAUCCUGCCCCUCUGGAGAGCUACCGCCCUCAGGAGUGGGGGCUAGGAAACAUCGACCCUGAGAGACUUGCCCUGGUUCUGGCAAGUUUGGAGCAGGUAUUGAGAGACCUGGGGCCAACCCAGAGGGUCCAAAUCUGUACUGAUUUCUGCCAUCACCAGAACAAGUGCCAGUUCUACAGCCUGGGCCCGGAUGGUUCUUGGGUGCUCACAGAGGAGGGGCUUCCCAGCCUUUCUGCUCUGUCUGUGUAG